GGCUUCCGUAUGGGACUCACUAGGAAAACCUGGCGAACGGCUUUUUCUGUGGCGUGAGCUCCUAAGGAACAGUCCGUGAUAAGACAUGAGACUCUAAGGAAUCUAGAUUUGAAAAAAGUUGAAAGCCCAUUAAAUGCAGGCAAAACGGAAGUAAAAUGAUUUCCUGCUACAGAUCGACAUUUAUGGAAAUUCUUAAAUCCCCUGUUGUGAUGUCACAACAUGGUGUAGUCGUGUCUAAGUUCUGCUCCAGAGGUUUUGUUUUGCUCAAUUUUAUAGAAAAUCCUAAUCAAUAUUAUCAUGGUUAUGUUAACUACUACUGAAAUGGAUAUGGGAAUUUCAAGUCUUUCACGUAAUAAAUAACUUAUUUCGAACUUGUCUGCCUUUAGUGUUUUCGCUGUAGUGCAAAUCGCCAUUCGUCGUUCGAUUCGAAUAACACGGUAUCACACUAUCUGUAUCUGUUGUACCCGAAGCAAUAAUAAAAAGAAAGCGCCGGCGACUGAAUUAUUUGCAGCGUCUUACUGCAGAUACAGCUUUAAAUUUGCUUCAUCAUCUAUGAAUAGGUUUAUUUUACAGACUGGGACAAACUGACCACUAAGCUCUUUGCAGACAAAUCACUAAAGUCGCAGCUGCGGGCCCUGUGUUGUUGUGUACUGUAUCUCCUCAGGAAGAAGUUACCAUUUGUUGCGAUUAACAUCAUGGAUUUCAUAUCUUUAAAGCGCAUUUUAAGUCUAAUUACGAAGGUGCUGCAAAGGUAUCACUUCACAGACCGCAUAUGAAAAUUCUGUGAGUUUCCUGCUAUUUUGGACUGCAACAAAAGCAACUCUUUCAGUGACUAUACACGGAGGUGGACAAAAUAUUGGAAACACUACACGAGAAAAGUAUAACUUUGAAGUACUGUGACUUAUGUUCAGGCUGAGGAAAUAUGCGCGAUACAAUGCGUGAAACGCCCGAAAAUCGAGAAACCCAGGUUAUUUCAAAUCGUUCUACAUGUCGCCUGUGUUAAUAAAUUUCGAAAACAUUUGUCGCUUUCACAACAGCUAAAGCUGUGGCCAGGCUACUUUUCUCGAGCAACUGGGUUCAAUUUAAGACCGCGAAUUGUAUACGAAAUUUGGGAGACAGAAAUGCAGCGACAGUUGAAAUCAGUCAGCGCAGGCGUCUUGUGGGAAAAAAAAAAAAAAAAAAAAAGGCACAACUCGAGUUGCGAACAAGUAGAGCGGCAGUCGGCCGUCGCUGGGAAUGUCUCCGUGAAAGCCAAACUUUUUACCCCGCUUCUCUUCAUUUUUUCAGUUUAUGAAACGUGGCACAAGUCACACGUUUAAUAAUGGCGGACAUGAGAACUUUUAAUGUUUGCAUCCUGGGACUGGGAUUUUUGUUUAUCUUUACCGCUUUUACAACAUGUGGAAACAUUGAACAAACUGUGAUUAAAAGCCUGAGUAAUACCACCUUCACAGGAAGUGGGUACCACAGCCUUGGUAUCAUAUAUGGAGUAUUCUCAGUGUCCAAUUUGUGUGCUUCUGCUAUUGUCACAAUACUAGGCCCCCGUUUAACCAUGUUCCUCAGUGGAAUCCUUUAUAGUAGUUACAUCGCAGUGUUCAUUUUUCCCACAACGUGGUCCUUUUACCUGACCUCAGUUCUAACUGGAGUAGGAGCAGCCAUGCUUUGGACAGCUCAAGGAAAUUAUCUUGUGCAGAACUCGGAUGCUUCCACGAUCAACAGGAACACAGGCAUCUUUUGGGGGCUUUUACAAUGCAGUAUGCUGUUUGGCAAUCUGUACAUUUACUUUGAUUGGAGAGGAAAAACUGAAAUCACAGAUGGCACCAGAAAGACCGUGUUUGUUGUUCUGUUAGUGGUCUCUGUGCUGGGAACUCUGACUUUCAUUGUGCUGAGGAAGGCUGGACUGCAGGAGGAAAUUCUGUCUGAAGAGGAGGGACGGUCUCUACUCUCAGCCCACAUUUUAUAUAAACAGAAAGCGGUUUCAGCGGCUAGGGAGGCCAAAUCAGAAUUCAGAACAGUGUUGCAGUUGUUUCAAUCCAAACCUAUACUUCUUUUAAGUUGCUGCAUGGCAUAUAGCGGCUUAGAGCUGUCCUUCUACAGUGGUGUGUAUGGAACUUGCAUUGGGGCAACCAGGCAUUUUGGAAAUUCUGCCCAAGGCCUUAUUGGCCUCUCAGGAAUUGUAGUUGGGAUUGGAGAGAUAAUUGGUGGAGGAUUGUUCGGGCUCAUGUGCAAGAAUAACCGCUUUAGGCGCACUUCAGUCGUCUUCCUGGGCAUGGUGGUGCAUUUCAUUACCUUUUAUUUGAUCUUUCUCAACUUUCCUAAUGAUGCCCCUGUGGCUUUUGGAACAGAUACUCAGCUGGAGCCUUAUUUGGUCCCAAGUGUUUCCAUCGCCCUGCUAUGCAGCUUUCUGCUUGGACUAGGAGACAGCUGCUUCAACACACAGCUGUACAGUAUCCUGGGCUGUGUGUAUGCAGAGCGGAGUGCCCCUGCCUUCACUCUCUUUAAGUUUAUUCAGUCCAUAUGUGCAGCUAUGGCAUUCUUCUACAGUGGCCACCUCUUGUUGUCCUGGCAGCUUCUGGUGAUGGUGGUCCUGGGGUUUGCUGGGACCCUGUGCUUCUUUCUGGUGGAGAGGAUACAGAAUGUGUCUGUAGAACCACCGCAAUCCCUUUGACUACACCACUUCAGGGUUCAUCAUUUUUGUGACAGUGAAAGAAAGCCUGACAUGCAUGUCAUACAUCAACUUUGCUUGAAUUAAUUUAGUGCAAUAUACUAAAACUGACACUGAUAAUUUAUUUUUUAAACUAGAUGAUGUAUGUGCAGUGAGCUGAUAAAUUGAAGAGUUUAUUUUAAAUCCUUUCAUUUCAGUUGUUCUUUCAAAGAUUCUCUCAGGGUUUUUGUUCAAGUGAUAAUUGAUCAAGAGCAGCAUGGUGGUGCAGUGGGCACUAUGGGUGCCUCACAGUGCCUGGGCUGUGUUAUCAGAAGUAUGUUCUCCCUGUGUUCAUGUGGGAUUCUGUCAUGUACCCCAGUUUCCUUCCAGAGACCAAAGACAUGCAUUUCAGAUGGACUGGUGACUCUAAACUGCCUGUAGUGUGUGAAUGUGUGUGGUUACCCUGCAAUAGAUUGGCAUCCUUUCUGGAGUGUACCCCAUCUGGCCUAGUACUUUUUAGCAUAUGCUGUGGACCACCAUGCCACUGCAUUGGACAAGUGACUAUGAUGAAUGAAUGAAGGAAUUAAUUAAUUAAUUAAUUGACAAACAAACAAAUGGUUACUGGUUCAUUACAAUGCAUUUCAUGUAAUAGUUUUUAGUAUUAUGGGAAUGAACAUUUUAGAGAAGCAGUACAGAAUUACAAAAACACAGACUGCUCUGUAUAGAGCAUCUUGAUUGUAAUCUAUCAUUAUUGCUAGCAUGAGUAUUACUCACUGGCAUUUCUGCAGUAAAGGAUUGAUAAAUUUGUCACCAAAGAUGAAGGUGAUCAUUUGCAUAAACAAGAGAAUGCAUUGAUAAUUUUUUUUUUAGUGGUGUAUGUAUUUCAUUUUUUGUAUUUUGCAAAAACCCUUUGUAACAAUUAAUACAAGCAUAAGCAUCACUGGAUGUUCUCUUUUACAUUAAACAAUAUAACUUCUAAGAAUGUGUACAUUUUUGUGGGCAAAUAAAUGCAAAUGUUGUUAUACUGACAUUACUAUGUGAAUAACUCAUGUUAAUGUUUUAUCGAUCAUAAUAUUUAUAACAAUUUUGUUACAUAAAGCACUUUUUUAAUCUGCUUGCUUUUUUCUGUUCCUUGUGUUUUAAUAAAUAAUAGAUGUCAUUUGUUUCUAAUUCAUAAACCUUGAAUAAUUGUAAUAAAUCUUCUUCCCCUGAUUUAUUUGAAGUUUUUGA
Molecule: messenger RNA, 3871 nt
Organism: Scleropages formosus (Asian bonytongue)
Lineage: Eukaryota; Metazoa; Chordata; Actinopteri; Osteoglossiformes; Osteoglossidae
Product: UNC93-like protein MFSD11
Exons: 13
Coding region: 1322-2665 (447 amino acids)
Source: RefSeq, a predicted model, not a curated record